AUGACAACAAGUGUUGCGCUGCUGCACCGGAUGCCGGAUAAAUAAUUAAAGUGACCUGACACUGUGUCCGAUUCCGCUGUAAUAAUUAGGCUCGUCGAGGAAUUCGUUCGAUUACAGUCUUUCAUUUUCAUCCGAUAAUGGAUCCGAUUGCUUCUUAACGUUUCCAGAAGAACCACCCAGGAGCAGCAGCAAAACUGCAACAGCACCGCAGUGGAUUUCGCAGAACGGUCAAAGAUAUUGCACAACACCCGGGCAUCGAGGCGCCAUCUGGUGGGUGCCGAAAUGACACUGCACCUUAUCACCGACGAGUGCGCCAUCUACCACCAACCGAUGGGGGAGGAUUUUUGCUUCGCACGUGAACCAUUUUGGGGCUUUUUCUGGCCCGGAGGACAGGCGCUGACCAGAUACAUACUCGAUAACGCUGCAGACAAUUUCGCCGGACGGCGCGUUCUGGACGUCGGCUGUGGCUGCGGAGCAUCUUCGAUAGCGGCCUGGCUAGCCGGAGCACAACACAUCACCGCAAACGACAUUGACGCAACUGCCCUGCAAGCAACGCUACUCAAUGCGGAACUCAAUGGCAUUGUUGGGGGAACUUCCAUCGACGGUCGCAGUUUUGAGGUCGAUGGUUCCAACUGGAUUGGACGGUCCUGCGACGAUUACGACGUCUUACUGAUAGGAGAUUUGUUCUACGAUGUGGAGAUUGCCGACAUCUUACUGCCUUGGCUAUCACGUUUGGUUACCCAAGAGGGAAAGCAGGUGUUCAUCGGAGAUCCGGGACGCCAUGGGCUAACGAACACGCUUCGCCAGAACUGUAUGAUUCAAUUAGCACGUUACGAGCUGCCGCCCAAUGUUUGCCUCGAGAAUAACGGAUUUUCACACGCCGCCGUAUGGAAGUUGACUGGCAAUGUUGUAUAGUUGUUAGAUAAUACGGAAUCAGCCAAGUAUUUGUCGUUGAUUGGAAAAAGUAGAUUCAAAGAUUUAUAUUCCAAGCUUUGUUGGAGCCUGAUUAACGUUUUAUAUUACCGAGAGUCAUUGGGGUCAAUCGAAUCAAAUUUAUAAGUUUACGAUAUACGUUAAGAUUGCCCAAGGAUAGUUUUAAUUUAUGUUACAUAAUUAAACUUAUUGUUAUAAAACAGGAACUAGUAAAUAAGAAGAUCUUUUUCGAAACAAAAUUUUUUUUUAAAGAAACAUGUUGGUUUUGUUUUCAAAGCUGUGUAAUUUUCUACACCUACAUGUGCAAAGACAAUCAUUAAAAUACAUACAGUUGCGUUCAAAAAAGAAUGAAAUUGCGUGAAGCUGCGCAUUCUCUCUCAACUUUAACAAGCUGCCAUUUCCCACUCGGUUGAUUUUUUCUUCAUGAAAUUUUCACACAAUUUAGUUCAACUAUCCAACUAAUGAUCUACAAAAUUUGAAGUCUUUACAAAAAAUGGAAAUAAAGAUGUAGCUAUUCCCUUUUAAAAUUGAAAUUUGGAAUUGCUUAAUAAAUUUCCUGUAUCUUUGACAAUUUUCAUUGAAAAAUCUGAAAAUUCCGUUCAAAGAUGUAAACAAUGUUUGAUCUCGUACCUGACCAAGUUUCAUCCAAAUUGAUCUACUCGAUCAAAAAUGGUGCCGGUUCGAAAAUGAGGUUCAUAAAGUUUUCCUAAUAUUCCUCAAGAUUCCAAUUUCAGCCUCAAUUGUAUUUCGUGUUUCUCAUUCUUCUGAAUCCAAAACUGCAUAUCCAAAAUUUUUUUGACAAAUUACUCAACACCUCAAAUUUCUCAUUUUUCCUAGGUGCAAAUAAUAUAAGAGAUGAUUUUGAAUAAUUUGGGUGCCCUAAAUCCAAAUAUGAAAUUAGGUUUUUGUCUAAGAGCUUUGUUUUUGAAAUCACUCCAACUUGGUGAAAAUCAUUUCAAUUUCUUUUUUGACUUUUUUGACAAAUUAUAAAACAUAAUGUGGUAUCCUGAAUGAGCAUGCAUUCAGCAACUGGGUACUGGCAGUAUCGAAGUGAACGUGAAGGUGGUUAGUCGGCUUCGGCUGAGCUCAGUAGCUGCUCAGUGAAAAUACGACACAAAACAAAAAAUUUUAAACAGGCUUCAAAUCAAUUAUCCACUUUCCGCUAGAUCGUUACUUAUUUUGGAUUCCGCGAAAAAAGUUAUAGCAGUCUUCUAUUUGUUCACUUUACUCAAUUUAAAUCAAAUUUAAUUUAAGAUAUUUUUAUGCGAAAAACAAUGGAAGGUUUAAACUAAUUGGUAAAAUUAAAUAAUAUCUUUUCUAUUUAAAAUUUCUUCACUAGAGUCGGAUAUGCUUGUAAUGAUUUAUUCUAAAUUUAUAAAAACUGUAGAAUUAAGCUUGUUUAAACCAUGCAUCAUCAUUUUUAUUCCCAAAUAAAUUAAAAUAUAAUAAACAAAUAAGCAAUCAGUUUUUUUGCAUGGAGAUUUGUUAGAGCAUCAGUUCUCAAUGAUUGAUUUCACAGACUGAUUCAUUUUUAAACUUAUAAACUCCAUAUCAUCAAUACUAGAAACGUAUCUUUUUUCAUGCCUAUUUUCUUUUAAUAUUUAAAAAAAGUAA
Messenger RNA from Uranotaenia lowii, 2547 nucleotides. Its product is annotated as electron transfer flavoprotein beta subunit lysine methyltransferase-like. Gene Ontology annotation, molecular function: protein-lysine N-methyltransferase activity. Gene Ontology annotation, cellular component: mitochondrial matrix. The coding region runs from base 283 to 915 and encodes 210 amino acids. Gene Ontology annotation, biological process: peptidyl-lysine trimethylation. Lineage: Eukaryota; Metazoa; Arthropoda; Insecta; Diptera; Culicidae. The record is from RefSeq and is a predicted model, not a curated record. The transcript is spliced from 5 exons.